CGUCAUUUGGCCACGCAAGAAAAAUUACUUCUUCAACGAAGGCCGCCAUAAUCCAGCACAUCACAGCAAGCUGGCCCGUCCGUCCCUGUCUCAUGCGCAUUUAAUUCCCAGAACUGUGUAGCAAUGUCAGACCUGUCGGUGGAUUUGGUUGCUCCCAAUGGAGUCUCUUGGACACAGCCAACUGGCCUGUUCAUUAACAAUGAAUUCGUCAAAGCGGCAAGUGGAGAGACAAUUGACGCGAUAGACCCCGCCACAGAAGAAAAGAUCGCGACGGUGUGUGCAGCAGGCGAGGAGGAUGUCGACAGAGCCGUCAAAGCAGCGCACGCGGCGCUCAAGCACCCCUCGUGGCGGCUGAUGUCGGGCUCAGACCGCGGGGCGUUGAUGUACCGCCUCGCCGACCUCAUGGAGCAGAAACGGGAGCUUUUGGCUACGAUUGACGCCUGGGACAACGGCAAAACGUACCAGGAAGCACUCGACACCGACCUCACCGAGGCUCUCGGCGUAAUCCGGUACUACGCCGGCUUCUGCGACAAAACCUUCGGCCAGACGAUCAGCACAACGCACCAGAAGUUCGCGUACACGAUCCGCCAGCCCAUUGGCGUGGUCGCCCAGAUCAUCCCCUGGAACUAUCCCCUCUCCAUGGCGACCUGGAAGCUAGGCCCCGCGCUCGCCUGCGGAAACACCAUCGUUCUCAAGGCGGCUGAGCAGACACCCCUCAGCAUCCUCGUCUUCGGCCAGCUAAUCAAGGAGGCCGGGUUCCCGCCCGGCGUGGUGAAUUUCAUCAACGGGCUAGGUCGGACCGCGGGCCCCGCUCUGGUGGGCCACCCGCUCGUGGACAAGGUGGCGUUCACGGGCAGCACGGCGACGGCGAAAUCCAUCAUGGCGCUCUCGGCCCAGACGCUCAAGAACAUCACGCUCGAGACCGGGGGCAAGUCGCCAUUGCUCGUGUUCGCCGACGCUGAUUUGGAUCAGGCCGUCAAGUGGUCACAUAUGGGUAUCAUGUCGAACCAGGGGCAAAUCUGCACCGCCACAUCGCGGAUUCUAGUCCAGGACGUGGUGUACGAUGAUUUCCUGGCGCGCUUCCUCAACGCGGUGAAUCAGGUCAGCAAGGUCGGUAGCCAGUGGGAGAAAGACACGUAUCAAGGCCCGCAGGUGUCCCGUGUGCAAUACGACCGCAUCCUCGAGUACAUCGAGAUCGGUAAGGCCGAGGGCGCUACUCUGGCUGCCGGUGGCGAGGCGCUGAACCCACUGGGAGUCAAAGAAGGCAGUAAGAAAGGAUUCUUCAUCGCGCCGACAGUAUUCACCGACGUCGCAAGUACAGCGCGCGUAUGGCGAGAGGAGAUCUUCGGGCCCGUCGUGGUAAUUUGCCGGUUCAAAGCCGAGGACGAGGCCGUGGCGCUCGCGAAUGAUUCCACGUACGGGCUAGGCGCCGCCGUGUUUACGAAGGAUUUGGAGAGGGCCCAUCGUGUGGCAGCCGAUAUUGAGGCGGGCAUGGUGUGGGUGAAUAGUAGCCAAGAUUGCGACCCGCGGAUACCGUUUGGGGGCGUCAAGCAGAGUGGC
Pseudomassariella vexata is the source of this 1560-nucleotide messenger RNA. RefSeq names its product aldehyde dehydrogenase domain-containing protein. The transcript has 3 exons. The annotation marks the transcript as partial. The record is from RefSeq and is a predicted model, not a curated record. Gene Ontology annotation, molecular function: oxidoreductase activity, acting on the aldehyde or oxo group of donors, NAD or NADP as acceptor. NCBI's taxonomy places the organism in Eukaryota, Fungi, Ascomycota, Sordariomycetes, Amphisphaeriales, Pseudomassariaceae.